Molecule: messenger RNA, 2327 nt
Organism: Gasterosteus aculeatus aculeatus (three-spined stickleback)
Lineage: Eukaryota; Metazoa; Chordata; Actinopteri; Perciformes; Gasterosteidae
Source: RefSeq, a predicted model, not a curated record
GAUCCAUUUCAUUGUCUCCGCUAUCUUGCCAACUGCUCCACAGCCGACAAGCAUGGGUGACAUGGAGAAUUGGCCAGAAAUAGAGAAAGCAGCCACAGAGAAGAGGCGUGAACUAGUUUUCCAAGGUCCCGCUUUCGACCAGAGGAUCUCCUCGGCCGGGGGGCUCCCGCCGGCUCUCUACUCCCUCGCGCUGCUGAAUUAUCUGGAAGUUAGCCAGUGCCCUAACUUGACUGAGAUCCACGAGGACAUCCAGCGCCUGACAAACCUCCAAAGCCUCAUCCUGUGCAGGAACAGGCUCUCCUCCGUCCCGAGUGUCGUGGGGAUGCUCAGGUCCUUGAAGGUGCUGGACCUGUCGGCCAACGACCUCAGCAGCUUGCCGGAGGGAGUCACUCAGAUGAAGGAGCUAACCACCCUCAACGUGAGCUGCAACAGCCUGGAAGUUCUGCCGGAGGGGCUGAGCCGAUGCGCGAAGCUCUCCAACAUCAACGUCUCCAAGAACCGCCUCGCCGGCUUCCCCGUCGACUUCUACUCGGAGAAGCUGGAGCUGCUCAGCAUUCUGAUCGCCUCGGACAACCGCAUCGAGCAGCUGAGCGGGGAUGUUCUCAAGCUAGCCGCUAUAAAGGUGCUGGACCUCUCCAACAACAAGCUGAAGGAGAUCCCCACCGAGCUGAGCGACUGCGCCAAGCUGAAGGAGAUCAACUUCAAAGGCAACAAGCUGAGCGACAAGCGGCUGGAGAAGAUGGUCAACGGCUGUCAGACCAAGUCCAUCCUCGACUACCUCAGAGGGAAAGGAAAAGGAAAACAAGGAGAGGAAGGAGGCGAAGCCGACGGGGGCCGCAGGGCGGACAAGGGCAAAAGGCAGCAGAGGAAGAAGAAGGAGAAGGUGGGAGAUCAACAAGACGAGGUGGAGGAACUGAACAAGAUGGUGGUCAGGGUUCUCCACGUUUCGGACAGCCCCGCUGCCCUCUCCGUCACGGUGAGUGCGGAGGUGAAAGAUGUUCGACCGUACCUGGUGUGCUGCGUGGUCACGGGCAUGAACCUAAAGGCUGGCAACGCUCUCAAGCGGUUCCUGGUGUCUCAGACGAAGCUUCAUGAUGACUUGUGCGGUAAAAGGACCAUCGCGACCAUUGCGACUCAUGAUGUGCAGCUCAUCAAAGCUCCGCUGACGUAUGGCGUGAAACGACCCACCGAGCUGAAGGUCGUGUCGCUCGGCCGCAAGGAGAUGACGGCCGUCGAGCUGAUAAGGCAGCUUCAGGUCGAGGCCGACGAGCUGCGGAAGCAGAAGAGGAGGCAGAACGUCACUGGCCUCCACAAGUACCUGCAACUUCUGCAGGGAAAAGCAAUGUAUCCCUGCAUAGUGGACGCAGAGGGACAUGUGAUCUCAUUCCCACCUAUUACCAACAGUGAGAAAACAAAGAUCAAGAAAACGACCAAAGAGUUGUUCUUGGAGGUGACGAGCGCAGUCAGCCUGCAGACCUGCAAAGAUGUUAUGGACGCUCUGAUCGUGAAAAUGGCAGAGUUGAACAAGUUCACUGCAGAGCAGCCGGAGGAGGUUGGGGGGUCAGACGGGGAAGGGGACGGCCCACAAGACCCGGCCGCCAGCGGCGAGCCCUCCAGCGAACUGACGGUGCAGCAGGUCCGCACGCUGGACCAGGACGGGAACCUGAAAGUUGUCUACCCCUCAAAGACCGACCUUUGCAACGACAUUAGCAACGUGACCGUGCUGUGGUAGACGUUGUAACCUGUAUUAUUGAGAUGAAGUCAUUUUAAAAGCUAUGGGACGUUCCAGCUGAAGUUUGACAAAAUGCAACUAAAUAACACCCUUUUUACUUUACUUAGGGGCCACAGGAAAUCUGCUUGUUGGCAAAUGUGUUAUCGAAUGCUUUGCUGUUCCUAAAUCUUGUUGCUGCUUCCUGAAAACACGAUAAAUAUGCCAAACUCUCAUUAAAUAGACUCAUUUUGUAUCAUUUACAACUGAAGGCAAAUUGUCUACUAAAAAGUACUUUAAAAGUUCUUAAAUUUUCGUCAAAGCAACUUUAACCUAACAACAUUACUCCGUAAAUACUGGAGGAUUUGUGUCACCACACGCUCAUAAUAUUCUAACUUCCCCCUUUAAGCAGCAGCAGAUGAUGUCUAACUAAGAUUUAAGAAUGUCCUGCUGCUAAUGCUCACUGCCGAGAAAAGCGUCAACUCCAACUCAUUAACAACCUGUAUGGAUGUAACUUCCAAAGCGGUAUAAUUCUGUAUCUGCAAACAGAUUCUGCAGUUGUUUGUUUUUACUUUUUUCUCAUUCAUAGGUAAUAAACAAAUUGAGCAACUGACAAAUA